This is a messenger RNA of Salvelinus fontinalis (brook trout), 462 nucleotides long. RefSeq names its product protein unc-119 homolog A-like. Gene Ontology annotation, cellular component: spindle pole; intercellular bridge; centrosome. Gene Ontology annotation, molecular function: lipid binding. The record is from RefSeq and is a predicted model, not a curated record. Lineage: Eukaryota; Metazoa; Chordata; Actinopteri; Salmoniformes; Salmonidae. The transcript is spliced from 4 exons. Bases 1 to 462 code for a protein of 153 amino acids. Gene Ontology annotation, biological process: negative regulation of caveolin-mediated endocytosis; lipoprotein transport; nervous system development.
AUGAUCGACUUCACACGGUUCAAGAUCCGAGACAUGGAGACAGGAACGGUUCUGUUUGAGAUCACCAAGCCCCCUGCACCAGCGGGCGAAAAGAAGGACUUGGACCCCAACGGAGGCCGCUUCGUCCGUUACCAGUUCACCCCCGCCUUCCUGCAGCUGCGCCAGGUCGGAGCCACUGUGGAGUUCACAGUGGGAGACAUGCCCAUCAACAACUUCAGGAUGAUUGAGAGGCACUACUUCAGAGAGCAGCUCCUCAAGAGCUUUGAUUUUGAGUUUGGUUUCUGUAUGCCCAGCAGCAAGAACACCUGUGAACACAUCUAUGAGUUCCCCCCUCUGUCAGAGGACAUCAUGCGUGAGAUGAUCCUGCACCCAUACAAAACGCAGUCCGACAGCUUCUACUUUGUGGACAACAAGCUGGUGAUGCACAACAAGGCAGACUACUCCUACAGUGGGAGUCCAUAG